Messenger RNA from Hydra vulgaris (swiftwater hydra), 857 nucleotides. The record is from RefSeq and is a predicted model, not a curated record. NCBI's taxonomy places the organism in Eukaryota, Metazoa, Cnidaria, Hydrozoa, Anthoathecata, Hydridae.
CAUCCCACAAAUCGAAGUGUUUACCAAAAUUUUGUUGUUAAUAAAAGUUUUCCAUGGCAAGGUGUUAUAGAAAAAGAAAAACCAGUUAUUAUGCUACACGAUCCAGUUCACUUGUUUAAAAGUAUAAGAAAUAAUUGGUUUACGGAAAAAACACAAACAAUUAGUUUAAAAAUUAAUAAUCAACCUUUCUCUGGUGAUUGGUCUCACAUUGUUCAAUUAUAUAACAGACAGAAAACUUGUGUUGCCAAAACUACAAAGCUUUCACGCAAGUCAGUGUACCCUAGUUUGAUUGAUAGACAAAAUGUUGCAAACAUGGUUGCUGUAUUUAAUAAAAAAACUGUUGCAGCAUUGAGAUUAGCUAAUUUUGAGAACACUGCCUGUUUUUUAGCACCAAUUGUUUUAUUAUGGAACAUGCUAAAUGUAAAGAGGAAAGGUUGUGAUGUUUUACUUAAUGAUAUCAAUAGGUCUCCUUUCCAGACACUCGAUGACCUUAGGUUUAAAGAAAUUUUAGCAUUUGCUGAUGCAACUUCUAAGAUGUCAGAGGGAAAGGGAUUAAAGCGUCAUAAUACUUUUACACCAGAAACAAGACAUGCUUUAGUUAACACCCUACAAGGAUUGGUAGAAUUAAUAAAAAACUGCUUUCAGAAGAUCACCAAUAUGUUCUUCCCGGUAUUUUUCAAACAGAUCGUCUUGAAGGUGAAUUUGGCAUCUACAGACAACUAAGUGGCGGAAAUUGUUUUAUCUCAGCAGAACAAGUAUUAAACAGUUUGCACCUUCAGCGGUUAAAAUUAUUCAGCAAAAUAGUUUCUUUGGAUGAAACUGACAUUCAUUGCUCACGCAUACAUUCAGACUGUUGC